This is a messenger RNA of Paramecium sonneborni, 255 nucleotides long. The record is from the annotation of a GenBank genome assembly. Lineage: Eukaryota; Ciliophora; Oligohymenophorea; Peniculida; Parameciidae.
AUGAGAUUUAGUGUUUACAAAAAAGUAUAGGUAAAUGAAAUAAAGAUUUAAGAAGAAUUAUAGAAGAAUGAAUUAAAUCAAAAUUAAAAUAUGAAGGAAUAUGAUAAAGUACAACAGAAUCUAGAGAAAUAAAUUAUAGAAUCUCUGAAUAAUUAGGAUGAACUCUUAUAGAAGAGAAAGAUGUAUAGAAAAUUAAGAACUUAAGUAAUGAUAAAAAUCAACAGAGAAUAUUAUUUAACAAUAGAAAUAAAAUGA